AUGCGAUCGGACGCCCAGCGUACUGCGAUAUCCGGCGUUUACGAUGGAGGACGACGCCAAGGACGCGCGGCUCGUGGCGUCGCCGCCCGUGCGCGAGGUCCACUUGCAGUCGGCCGACUUUUCGCAGUUUGACGGCGCCGCGCUCUCGGCGUGGCACCUGGCGCAGCUGCUACAGGCGCCGCCGACCGCGGUCGCCACCCAUGGCCUCGAUACGCAGGCAGCGACGUACGUGCAGAUGACGCUGCCGGACGAAGGCGUCGCGCUCGCAAGCAUUGCGUUUGGCGACGUCGACCCGAGUAUGGACGCGGUGGUGCGCGACGAGCCGACCGAGCCAAUGCGACUGAACGUGACGCCGCAGUCGGCCGUGUACCUCUCGUUUAAAAAGUACCGCGUCGUCAUCUGCCUCGACGCGAGUCCGUCGAGCUUGUCGAUCGACCCUGUCUCGGGCUCGCUCUUCCUCGACGUGUCGUUCACGUCGGUCGAGCGCCUCUUGCAUGCGCUCGUGCAACGCCCUUUGGAGCCCGCAACGUAUGCGACGCCCGAGCUCCACAUUUCGAUUCUUGUGCAGGGCGCGCUCGUCGACUCGCUGUGCGUGCUGGCCCAAGGCUACAUGGUCAACGACACGAACGUGCACACACUCGUGUCGCUUCUGCGCCAGCGCCUCCAGCUUCUCGAAGACAAGUGGGCAACGGCGUCGCCAUCGUCGACGCUGCCCGCCGCGGCGCCGUCGUCCUUGGCCAUGACGCUCCAGAACGCCACCUUUGCGCUCAACUCGCUGCCGCACGACGCGGCGCCGCUGCUCGUGCUCGUGACCGACGGCGUCGUCGACCUCCCGCAUGUCUACGCUUACGACCACAUGAUGAUGCAGUUGGCGCGCCACCACAUCACUUGCCACGCCAUCCAGCUCGGCGGCGGCUUUGUACCCCACUGCUCGUUCGGGUACGUGCCCGACACAGACUUGCUUCGGUACGUGACGGCCGCGACCGGCGGCGCCUUCUUUGACAUGGAGACGCUGAGCUCGCUCCCAACAUCGGCGACACCGUUUGCCAACCACGUGCAAGCCGCGUGCUUUCUGCAGCCGUCCAAAGUGUGCCCGGCGAAUCCAUCGCCCGAGAUGCCACUGGUCGCGGACCGCGUCCCGAUGGACCUCGUCAUGUCGUACCGGCCACUGCGCAUCUUUCGCGAGAAGGUCCAUGAGUUCAAGUUUGUGGGCGCGAUCGCCAAGCUCGCGUCGGCGCGGCUCGAAGAAGGCUUUUGCGUCGCCAAGGUCGCUUCCAGUGCAAAAGACGGCAGCACGCGUCUCCACUGCGUUCUACAGUGGACGUCCGACGUCUGGCUCGAGUAUACGAUCGGCGGUCCCCUCGGAAGCGACGGCGAGCUCACGAUCCGCAUCGAUGUGCUCGCGCACGCCAAGUUUCUCGAAGAGUUUGCCGCCGUCCGCAGCAUGAGCGCGCCACCCGUCAACUCGCUCUGCGUGCUGCUGCAUCGGUUCCUCAAGGACAUGUACGAGCGCGAUCGAACGUUCCUGCAUCUCGUGUCGGCGAUGACGAUGCCGACGCUCGACCAAGAUACGACAAAGCUGCAUUCCUUUUCGCGCAUGGCGACGACGGUAGCGGCGCCCCACCCGGUGUUUUUGCUCGUCGGCGAGCUCUCGCCGCUCCUGUGGCACCGCUGGUUCCACGUCGAGCGCUUUGAGAUGUUGCUCUUGGAGUCGACCACGUACCCAAAGGAUCCGUUGCUGCUCGAGACGCUGAGCAAGUGGUCAUCCAUGGCCUUGAGCGCCGACAUUUACCUCAAGUUUCUCGACACGUCGUCGUCGUCGAAAGGCAACGUCAACCGCAAGCAACGCGGGUCGCUCACGCUUUCGUUGCCGUCGUCGGCGUCGGCACCGGCGCGAAAAGCGCUCUGCUUUGUGCGACUCGAGCGCACAGGACAUGCGCUUGUCGUCAUCUACGUGGCGUUCUAUGGCACGUCCACGUCGGCGCGCAAGGCGGUGCUCGCCGACCUCCAGCGCACACUGUAUGCUGGCGUUAACCCGACCGAGACGCCACCGUCCAUGGUGCUCUGCCACCGGCAUGUGCAGCGACUCUUCCUCCUACCGCACAUCAUCCACGAUCUCAUUGCACCGCCAACGACGCACGAAGAACGGUCGGUGAACGCACCGUUGAUUGCGAGCUGUUGCUCCGGGUCGGGCCUCGUCGGGUCGGUGUUUGCUGCGUACAUGUGGCGGACGCUAUGGUGCUGGCACGUCGAGUCGGCGCAGCAAGACGAGACCAUCGACCAGCUUCAAGAAGAACGCUUGAACAGCGACGGCUUUUGCGUCGUCCAGGCCGACGACAGCUUUGUCUUGUUGGCCAAAGAGGUGCUGCUCGAGAACAAGAAGAGCGCGGUCGUGCAGUAUGCGAUCACAGUCAUCUCAGACAGCGUCCUCUGCACAUCGCUGUGGAUGGAGCCGACGAGCGGACGCAUUUGUGACACGUCCGGAACCUUUGGCGCACCGCCCAACGACGACGACGACGACAACAACCCGAUGAGCGACGGUAUCGAGUCGGCGUCGUACUACCAAGAGAUGCAAGCCGCGACGUACCUCGCUGACGUGCACAUACUCUCUUGCAUGUCGACGUUCUACCGCAUUCUCCAAGCGACCAAAGACGAGUCGACGGUCGUCGGGCCCCUCGAUCGGCUCGGGCCGGAAGCCGCGACCGCCGGGCCUUUUCACGUGCAAGAGUCGCCGUUCAGCACGGCGCGGCUCCUCACGACGGCCACCAAGACGUCGGACCGGUUCCUGCUGUACAUGGAGCCGGACGCGGCCAACGUGGAGCUUCAUGGGAUGCUGCUCGAGAGCAUCAAGCGGCUCAGCGACGUCGAGGUUGCGUGGACCGACGAGAUGGGCACCGAGUCGCGCAUGCACGGCGUCUUUCCGCGGCUCACGGGCGGCCCGCUCUGGUCGGCGGCGCGCGAAGUCGCUCCGAGCUGCUCGUCGCUCGCCCCCGGUCGGUGCUUUGCCAAGCUUCUCUCCGAGACGACGUUUGUGCUGGCGUUUGUGCCGUCGCUCGAGUCGGUGCCCACCCCCCGUGGUUGCGACGUACCGAGCUCGCCGGUCGCGCUCUCGGAGCGCCUCAAGUGGCUUGCCGGCAUGUCGUCGUCGGUCGUGCUCAACGCGCACCACCCCAACCCAAUGACGUCCGCCGACGUUGCACGAUUCGAAGCCCGGCGCGCGCUCUUUGAGCCCAAAGCCGACACGUGUUCGUCGUACUUGGCGCUGCCGCUGACCUUUUUCGAGUGCUCGCUCGAUGACAAUGCGUCGAUGGCGGCCACGUCCGGCUUGGACGUGUACGUCAAGCACCUCAAGGCGGCGCACGAGACCAACUUUGCCCACGGCGUGUACCGAGCGCUCCGCGAGCAGCACGUGACGCUGCAGCCGUGCGACUUGCUUCAGGCGCUCUGGAGCUGCCAGCAAGUGGCCAUCGACCUCGACGUCUCGUUAUUGCACCACAUGUUGCAUUUGCUGCCGUUGGUGCCACGUACGAUCGACCCGGCGUUCGACGCGCUCCUCUCGCAGGUGCUGACAUCGAUCCCGAAGACGCAGUGGUACUACUUUGCUGCGCAAAACGACGACAUUGUCCCGUUCUUUGUCCGCCUCGAGUGCUAUCAAGACGACAAGGGCGUCGAGAGCGACGUCGACGGCGCCGGCCGCCCGCGCUCCAACAGCGUCCGCGUCCUCUCGGACACGCAGCAGUUCACCGACGUGCUCACGUCGAUGCUAUGCGCCGCAAACUGCGUGCCGUCGCAGUCGUCGUCGGAUGAGGACGAUGACGCGUCAAACGAGGCGACCGAGAGCAAGGUGACGACGCUGGAGGCCGACGUCUUGGCGGUCGUCGACGCCUUGCGCGGGCCGCGACAUCCGAAAACGUACUUGCGUCUUGUGGUCAUGACGCUGCCGCCGGACCCGCUUUUGAAGAAGGACAUGGACGAGACGGUCCUGCCGCCGACGCAGCACCAAGUGUUUCAGGACCUCCGCUUGCGUCUCCAAGAGCUCUGCGCUGUCCAGGUGCUCGGGAUGCUGCAGUGCUUGCCGACGCUCACACCGGCGCUCGGGUCGCUCGUGCAACUGCUGUUUUUGGAGCUCCCGACGACGUCGCUUCGACGUGUUCAGUACCCGCUCGAGUUUUUGCCCGUCGACGGCGUUGUCUCUGCCAUAUCGCUCUUCCGAACGCAGCUGCUGGCGAGCCACGUGCUGCCGCUGCAAGCGUGCAACGACCUCUAUUUCGUCGUGUCGGACGCGCCGUACUGGGCCUUCUUUGCGGUCGACGACGCCAAUACGACGGUGUGGCUGCACUUGCACGUGGCGCCAAGUGCGGGCGUCGACGAAGUGUCGCUUUUGACGCAGUUGCACCUCGGUGUCCUAGCAGUCGCCAAGCAAGUCAACCAGAUCAUUUUGCUCCAGCAACUGCACGAAUCCCGGAGCUGUUCGUCGCUCUUGCUCAAGUCGUCGUCGUCGACAACGACACCGUCGCACUCGUCGUCGUUUGACGCGGCCGUUGCGUCGUCGUCGUUCUUUUGGCCCGGCCAGUUUGAGUGCGUGUGCCAGUUCCGACGGAGCUUCAAGCUCCAGGACCGCCUCAUUCCGAGCGUGACGCUCAACAACGUGUGCACGGCGGCCCUCGAGCAGUUCCAGGUCCAUAAUCGACCGCACAUGUUUGUCUACAAGGACAAGGCAGGCCACGUGUUUUACAUGCUCCUGACGCUGCACGAAGCGACGCGGCAGGUGGAGCUCACCGUCUACGGCAUCUGCGCGCCGUCGGACGAGGUCACGAUCGAGCUCUGCCGCGUCCUCGAGCGCAAGAUUGACGAAGCGACGCAGCUGAUUCUGAUGAAGCUACUGGCGCGCAACGCCAAGUUCCCGUUGGUGGCCACCGACGUGCAGUUUCUGUGUCCCGACGUUGCGGCGCCGACGCACGUCACGUCGUUUGCGCUGCCGACCCCUGUGCGCGACCCAAUUGUCCUGCUCCACCUCAUCAAGGACAAGAUGACCGAACCGUCGUACGCCCGGUCGAUGCCGCCCACACCGUCGAUCGACGUCAACGUGCUGCACCCGGCGUAUGUGUUUGGCGCCAAGAAGCAGCAUGAAGCACCGUCGUCGCCCGUGUGCUGGACAGCCGAUGCGGGUCGUCUCGAGUCGACACCGACGCAUUCGUUUGUCCUCAACAUGAACCCCGAGUUUGGCGCGCGCUCGGGCUUUGUGACGUCGUGUGGCAAGGGCCUCGCGCUCGUGCACAUGGACUUGCUCGACGGCGCGUCCGUCGUGCACCAUGCACCCACCGGUUGCUUCGCGCCGCCUGGUACGGUCUGGUCGCAGGUCCUGAGUGCAUCACCGUCACCGUCGUCGUCGUCACCGUCGUCGUCGUCGUCGUCGUCCUUGCCCACGGGGUUCCACGUUCGCUUUCGCGUCUACGUGCGCGGCCAUCUCAACUGCGCGGUGUUAUCCGAGAUCUUUGUGCUCUCGGUCAAGCAGGCGCUGUACGAGUAUGCACUGGAGGCCAUGUUGGCCGAGCCGUCGACGUCGUCCGUGUACCCGGCGACGAUGCUGACCGAAGUGCAACGGCUCUUGAAGGACGCGGCGCAGCUCACGACGACGACGGCGGUUCUCUUGACGCAGACGCAAGUGCUGCCGACGUACGAGAUUCCGCACAUUGUCAAGCAAGUAGCGUCGUUGCUGCAGUGCUUGCCGUCGUCGCACUGGCCGUCGACGUACUACCAGUCGACGCCGUCGUCCCCGUGUGCGCUCUUUGACGCCGACUCGUCGGUGGUCGCGUCGACGUAUACAUUUCGCGACACGUUUGUCCUUGUGUGUCCGCGGCCGCCACCGACAGUGUUCUCUCCGCCCGAGGACCCACAGCCGCUCCCCAAGACGAGCUCGAUGCACUCGCUCGCCAGCGUCGACACGGUCACGAGCAGCUUGCCGUCGCCGAUGGCGUCACCACGGCACCCGCCGAUGCCGAUGGCCAAAGAAUACUCGCUCCACGAUGCCAUGUUGCACCCGACGCUCGGCGUCCUCGGGCGCCGGCACCUCUUUUACGCGGUGCAGAUCUCGCACCACGGGCUCUCACUGCUGAGCUACAACGUGCACCCGUCGGCGCUCGAGUCGCUCUGUCUCGGCAUCUCGAAAGCGCUCUCGUGGUGUGCGCUGCGGCAGUCCCUCUUGAGCAGCAUCCUCUUUCAAAAGCGGGGCUUUGCGUUGGCCGCGCCGACGCAGUGCAUUGUGCUGCAACCGACGUCGCUCGUCGAGCGCCGGGCGCCGGUCCUUGGAAAGAACCCGUUGCACUUGGCGCGGGAUGUGGUGCAUGGCACGAUCGUGUUUACGCCGCAGAUCUUUGGCGUCGUCUUGGAGCACACAACCGCGCCGCGGUCGCUCGUGACGUCGACGUUCCGGGCAAUUGAAGGCAUGGGCCUCGCCGAGUAUCUGCGCGAGACCGGCACGUACAUUGAAGACCUCUCGGUGCGACCCCGCGCGAUCUCGGGCACCGCCGACAAGCUUGAGCACUCGGCCGUCUCGACGCCCAUGUCGACGUCGUCGGCGACGUCGUCCAUGUCGUCGGCGCCCACGCUCUCGUCGUCGUCGUCCGGGCGGUCGCUGACCGUGCCGGCGCCGGUUGCCGCGCCGAUCGUGCGCAAGCCGGCGAACGCGACGAACGCGCUCAUGGCCGCCCGCGCCCGCGCCCGAGGUCCGUUGAAAGGGCCGUCGGGGGCGACGCCGCCGAGCGCCACCGGUUCGGACGACGGCAACGACAACAAACCGCCGCCCGCGUGGUCGCUGACGCUCAACAAGGACGCGAUCCCGCCCCGUGUGAGUAAGAACAAGGCGUCGCCGGUCGUCCCGUCGGCCGCUGCACUUGCGACGCGGCGGCCGUCGGGGCCGUUGCCGCAGCACCCGGAGAUGACCAAACCGCUGUUGACGACCACGACCAGUGGCAAUACCCAAGCCACCAAGGACACGUCGCUCGCGUGGCGCAGUGCGCUCAAGACGCUGCUGCCGUCGUCGUUUAGCCACUACCACCGCGACGACCGCGACGUCGAAGGCUCGACAAAAGCUAAAGACCCGCUCGUCUUCCACGGCGUCAACUUGCGCUCGGCACUGGACUUUCACGCGUCGCACCGGUCGAGCUACACGAUGGUGUACGGUCUCUUCAAAGGGCUCAUGAAUUCGACGUCGGUCGUGCCGGCGCCCGACACGCUCCGCAAGCUCGUCGACUGCAGUCGGCUCAUUGGCCAUCGGCAGCUCGCAGUGUCGUUCAGUGGCGCGUUGCCGCGCCGGACGACGGCGCCGUCCCACGACAUUCUCUCGUUGCUGGCGUACGAGAUCCAGUUUAUCUUCAACAACCUCUUUGGCAGCAUUGCGCGGCUGCACGUCGACGAUCUGCUGUGCACUGAAGGCAUGCCGGCCAGCGCCGCCUACAGUCAAUUCACGACCUUUUGCACUCGGGCGACCGCGAGUCUCGGUCGGCGCCACGCCGCCGACGUCGGUCAGCUCCUCGUGACGCAUCUGCGUCAGCAUGGACUGCGACCGCUCCACGACGUGACGCAAAAUGGCGUUGGUGUGUACGGAAAAAAGGCCGACGGCGUCGCAGGGCUCAUUUUGAUCGAGCUGUCGCAGUCCAAGUCGCACCACGUUGGCGUCCGCGCGUACUUUGUCUCGGAGCGCGACGUCGUGAGCUUGGACGCCGGUCGGCAUUUGCCGCAGUCGAGCUACCCGGUCCUGUCGCGCGCCGACCUCGUCUCGACCUUCCAAGCGAUCGCGCGCGCGACCAACGUCCGACGCCUCGUGUACGAUUACGUGAUAUCGGACCUCCACGCGUUCGUCUUGCACACGUUGUCGGUGUCGACGACCGCGCUCCAGGCGCACGUGGCCUUUGGCGACCCGUCGACGUCGGUUGUGCGCAACGUCGUCGGCACGAUGAAUGCGUUUCUCGAAGCGUACCCGUCGGCGCCAGAGAGCGCGGUGUAUGGCCUGCAAGCGUGGGAGUUUGUCGUCGAGAACGUCGCGACGUUGCUGCGCUACAUUGCGUGCCAUGCGACGCGGUACUAUGUGAGCGACCUCCUCAUCUUUGGGACGCCCGAUGCGAUCGCCACCAAGAGCGCGACCGGUCGGUUCAUCAAAGACUUCAACGAACAACCGAUCGCGCUCGACAGUACGCCGUAUACGCUCGUGCUCACGAGCUCGUCCCAAAACACGCUCAAGGUCUACGCGCUGCAUACGACCGACGCGCUCUCGCACCUCUGGGAACACGUCGAGCUGUUUGUGAUGGAGCUCAUGCGUGUCGCGAGCGUCGACUAUAAGCGCGACAUUCUCUGGUCGCGGCUCCUCUUUGGGGCGGCGCAGACGGGGCUCGAAGCGCCGCCGUGCGAAGUCGACGUGCAGCAACUGGAAGACUGCCUCGCGCUCUCUGUGCGGACGCCAUUUGACCGCAUUGACCCGGUGCUCACAGAGCUCCUCGCCGUGACGCAGGUCGACUGGUCCGAGUUCCUCGGGCUUCUCAAAGUCGUGCACAAGGAGGGGAUGCGCGAGUACCAGUUCCACAGCCGACGCCAUGUGCUCCUCAUGUGUGAGAGCGCGCGGGACAUUAUGAUUCACAUCUACCACGACGACGUCUCGGGCCUCCUCUCGAUGGAGAUUUGCCGACGUGAAGAGCCUGCGAGCGGCGCCCUCUCGCACGAACAGCGCCAAACCGUGCGCGACCUUGUCAACCACAUCGUCUACUGGCUCUGGACCCAAGUGACGACCUAAGAUCGUUGCGCUUUUUCUCAAGUCGAGUAUGUUGUUGGACGU
Molecule: messenger RNA, 8827 nt
Organism: Saprolegnia diclina VS20
Lineage: Eukaryota; Oomycota; Saprolegniomycetes; Saprolegniales; Saprolegniaceae
Exons: 8
Coding region: 44-8785 (2913 amino acids)
Cellular component (GO): peroxisome
Source: RefSeq, a predicted model, not a curated record